AUGCUGCGCCCUGCCCUGCUUCAAGACUGGAUCUUCCUGCCAGAACGUAUGCACAUGAGUCUUGGUCGUGUCUUGCGAAACUUCAAUAUUACCAAAAUCAGCGAUCUUGAACUGAUUUCGAACUCCACCGAUCGCUUGGAUAUGACUUUUCACUUCUUUGGGGUCAAAGGUGACUCGCAGCGCAUUCGGGAGGCAAUUACCCGAAUGGUGGAGCGUGGAAGAAUCGGAAACUUUACAUUGGUUGCCAAUUUUCAUCAUUUCGACGAGAAUCCGCCGUUGAAUUUGCUGGAUCUGAGCGUCAAUCAACCGCAAGGAAGCGUGCGCGAGGACAGCGAGUUCAUCAUAUCCUGCACCGCCCAGGGCUCAUCCCGCAUGCAAUUCCAGUGGUUCAAAGACGGAGCCGCGGUGAAUGCCAGCAAGGCAACGAGGGAAAUCUGGACCACUGUUCUGCCACCUGAAACCAAAGAUGUCUAUACGGCGAUUCUGGGCGUUAACAAGGCCAGUCGGAUUGAUGAAGGUGUCUACAGCUGUAAGGUCACCGACUGGGGCGUAGAGCAGUGCCGGUCUCUGCACAUUCACAUCAAGUCGCCGCCCCGUCUGAGGGUGGAUCCCGCCAGUGUGACGUUGCAGCGAGGAGACUCCCUGCGAGUGCGCUGCCUCUCGCCCGGCAACGAUGACAUCAAGCGAUACGCCCAGCUGGGCUACAGCUGGACCCGAAACGGGGUGCUGUUCCAGUCGGACACAGCCACUGCCAUGUGGGAGGAUCUCUACCCCGACGGCAGCAUCCUGAAGAUCAACAACAUACAGAAGUCCGCGGAGUACGCCUGCCUGGUGUCCAACAGUGUGCGGCCAGUGUCCAAGAGCGUCUACAUCAACGUCAUUGAGCGCAAUGCGGCGCACGUGUGUCCGGCGGAGUCCACCUACGGUGUGCACUGGCCCACCAGCGCCCCAGGAGCACCCAUCAUCACAGACUGUCCGCGGGGCUUCGAGGGCCAUCUGCGUCGAGUCUGCGAGCAGCGGGAUACGGGAAACUCCAGCUGGCUGCUGCCGGACUUCUCGGGCUGCGUGCGCGACGAGCUGCUGGUCAUCUACAACCGAUAUCGAGCCUUGAGUGCUGGAUUCCAGCAAACAAAUUCCUCGAAUAUACUGAAAGCUUGCUUCGACUAUACUAUUCAGAGACGCCACAGCUUUCUGCCCGGCGAGGCAAGCUUCCUCAUUGACAUGCUGCACGAGCUCGACACCUACUUGCAACUGAAAGGCACCCAACUAGAGCGUGAGAUGGCCGCGGAGAUUAUACUGCGCAUUCUGGAUAAAGUCAUGCAGAAUGCUCAAUCCUUGAACAGUCAACAGCAAAUUAAAAAACUGCAGCUGUUAACGCAAUCAGCGGCGCUGAACCGCGAGACAAUUGCGGCCUCACAAUUGGCCACAUCGACAAGCGGCAGCAGCCAGCCAUCGCCAGCUGACAGCUCGACGACGCUGACCGCACAGGGAAACGCCCGGGGCGAUGACAGCAGUGGCUCGGUGGCAACGGUGGGCGACAUAUCUGCCGGAUCUGCGGGAAAUUUGCAGGCGACUCGCUCCGGUGGUGGUGGGGAAGGCGACGCCAGAGCAGGAGCCCCCAGCAUUCUGACAGUCGAUGAGGACACGCUGUCACUGGAUCGACUCAACUCGCUGCGGAUUUACAUGACAUCAGUGAAGACCCUGCCCUUUAAUUUGCGAAUUUAUGGCGAGGACCUGUUCUCGGAUCAACUCUAUAUGGAUAUCGGGCUAUCCAGCCGCCUGCUCCACAUCAUGGCCAACUCGACAAUAUUCGCCUCUGUGAUCUCCUACAAGAACUUGAAAAGUUUCCUCCCCAAAACCUACUACACCAGAGGAAGCGAUCCCAGGGACUCGGACUAUGUGCUGGCCUCACGGAUUAUCCAGACCUGGCUGUUUCAGUCCAAUCGCUCCAACGACAACUUUCGAGAGCCCCUCGACUUGCCCUUCGAGUCGGGCCACGUGGAGAUCAUUUUCCAGCACGAGAGUGUGCCCAAGGCCGGCGAUUGGGUGGCCGUGUGUGGACACGACUACAAGGCCUCGUUCGAGUCUACUUGGCGAUCGGACUUGUGCAUCACCAAGCACCUGAUGGCCAACAUAACGCGCUGCAUUUGCCCGCUCUCUGGAACCUAUGUGGUGAUGUUAACCAAGCGCCAGCAAAACACCACGCAGUCGCAUGCCCCGCAGCGGCCAAUCUUCGUGAUCGCCAGCUGCGCCUGCUGUCUCCUCCAGUGCGGCUCGGCGCUCCUCAUUCUGGUGCCCAUCUGGUGCAAUCGCAAGUGCGCCAUUACCUUCCUCAAAAUCCAGUUCUGCAUCUCAACAUCGAGCGUGAUGCUCAUUUAUGUGCUGGGCUUCAUGAAAAUGCUGCCAGUGAACUGGCACGCCAUCAUUAGCAGCUCGCUGGCAUCGCUGUUGUUGCUGGGCGUCUCAACGCUGAUUGCGAUUGCUUUGGUCAUACACACGGAGCUGAUGCCCAAGAAAUAUCUGCAGAUAUCUGCCGGCAGCAAGCCGGCGACGCCCACCAAGCAGGACAUAAGACGCCGCGAGCGCGAGAGUUUAAGCAACAUUACCCAAAUUCGCGCCCAGUUGCCGGUGGGGGCUGCGGUGGGGGCCACCACAAGCUCUGGCAACAAUCGCAGGCCUCUUUCGGUGAACAACAAUUCGUCUCUGCAGGGCGGAGCGGCGGGUAUACGUGGCGCCAUUGGCAUUAGCUGGCUGCUGCCGCUCCUCUUCGCAGUUGCCGCCCCACUAAUCUGCAGCAUCAUUGGCAAGUGGCCGCGCCAUUGGUGGCUAGAUAUUCUGUCCACUGUGUCUUCUUCGGAUGACUCUGUCAGCAAGUCCGAUGCCGAACCAACGGAGUUUGAUGGCGUCUACUAUUCAACGCAUUCGCUCCUCAAUGGCGAUAAUUUACGACUGGAAUCGGAAGCGCUGCUGGGAAAUGCAACGAGCUCUCCAGCUGAGACAUCAUCAAUUGGGCUGGGCGAUGAUGUGGCCACGUCAACGUCAUCAAUCACAGCCGGCAGUGGCAACACUGGCAACAGCACUGGCUCCAGCAGUGACAGCAGCAUGGCAGUCGAAGUAGCUGCGGCCUCGACUUGGCCACAGCAACAACAGCAUAUGCCAGCCACUUGGAGCCGCACCACCUCCUCUUCGAGCACUUCAGGCUACGGAUUUCAGGCCGCGGCUCUAACUUCCGACCUGAACGGAGCGGCAUCGACGCCGUUGUCGCCUUCUCUGAGCUUCAUCCUGUUCGUUUGCAUCGAUUUUCUUUUCAUUUUUCUUUUCUUUGCUCUGUUUGCCAUUUUAAUGAAGAAACUUUUGUGGUUGUGGCACAAGAAUCGCAAUGUGCAUACGCAUCCGUUGGAUAAAUUCAAUCUGGCUCUCCAAAGGCGACUUGGCCUACUUUACAGGGCAGGAGGACUGCUACUGGUUAAGCUAUGCACCGAUGGGUUCUUCAUCGUUUAUGUUAAUUCAUUACCGGAUACUCUGUGGGCAUAUCCGUUCGGCAUAUCGUGUAUAAUAUUGGGCUUCGGAAUCCUCUUUUGUUUUGUCAUCAAGGCUGAGAGCCAGCUGCGGGGGCCCCCGUUCCUGAGCAGCAACGGUAGCAGUCAGAACAGCUCGUUAAAGCAGACAAAGUUCAACACGAGUAAGAGCAGCCUGGACGAUAACUACUGCACUGCAACGGCUAACGUCAACAGUCCAUUAAGCUUCUACACCAACCAUGACAAAGAGAAGGAGAACGAAUGUGCGGUAUCAUUGUCAAUGUCAAAUGCAGGAGUAACGGCUGCGGAGGCAUCGCAGGCAUCUUCAUCUGGAGCGAGCGCCCCGCCCCUGCAAUCAAAGGUGGGACUGGAGCUGUCCGGAGCAAAUGGAACUGGCGUUCAGCUGCCGUUGACAAUCAUUUCCACGGCGCCGCGUUGCCAGGCAGCAACUCCGGCUUCUGUGGCAAUUGGCAGCUCGACGAAGACCUUCCUCGGUGACCGCCAAACGCUGCCCCUGACUGUUGCACCUUCGCCGGACACACGCUGCUGCGCCCUACUUAGUGGAGGAAACGCAUACGAUGCAUACACGAUGAGCAUGGGGAUGGGGGGACUUACAGGGAGCCUUGGAAGGCGUACAUUGCAUCAGCAACCAACUCAUUUCCGUUCGGGACCAUACGGGGACUUUGUGGGUGUCGAGACACUGGAUAUACUCCAAGGCGUAGCAGCAGAUAGCAUAAUUGGAAUUCACACCAGCGCCAUAAUGCCCUCGGCCACGUCCGCUUCUCAUUACGUUCCGCUGCAACAUAAUCCAUAUGUAGAUUUUGUGCCCAGCUCACUGAUACUCAGCUUGCCAGCGCCCCAGUUGCCACCACCGCCGACCAUAAGUGGCAACCUGAGCGGUGCCGGGAUGUCCAGCGCCACACUCUCGAUGUCGUUGCCCACACCAAACCCCAAGACGCAGAAGCGGGUGACCAUUCUGGAGCCCACGUCAAGGACGACCUUCGACCCUCUGCUACCCACAAUGGUGGCAGCAGUGGUCUCAACUUCCACCGUCACCAGCACUGCGACGGCGGCUGCAAUUCCUACAUCUACGCAAAGUGGCGAAGUAGGAUGUGGCAGUGGCAGUGGCAGUGGUGCUGAUGGCAAUGAUGCCACGCUAGAUCGCAUCACCCUGGACCUCGACUAUUUACUAAAUAGGGGAAAUUUGGAGAACGGAGAAGGAGGUGGGCCAGAGCCAUCGCCCCCCCAGCAUGCGCCCACUGACGACACACUGAAAAACUGAAUCAACAACAGCAAAGUGAGCGGCACUAAGCCGACACAUUUAUUCUAUUUUGCCUAUACUAGUACUAGUACACUAAGAUGCAUUUACGAGGCUUCGAUUUUGAAUAUCAGGUGUAAAUAAGUGUAAAUAAAUGGACUAGACAAGCCUAAAGUAGAAAGCUCUGUGAAUAUUUCUGUUUUUAUGCAUUAACUAACAUUAACUGAAAGUUGUUGAGUAGUUUAAAAGCUGACACGUGACGGAUGGAGAACUAUGAUAACAAUCUGAAUCCAACUCACAGUUUAGCCCCAUUAUACGAGUGUAUCUCUCUGUCGGAGAAUAAUAUGGUAUGCUAGGUUCUCAUAAUUGGAAAAAUAUCAUUUCGAGUGAUUUCGACAUCAAGCAUAACUAGAUUCAUAUUAAGAUUACAAAAAUUAACUAAGCGACAUCGCAUAUUAAAACCAACUGAGAGAAUUUAAACAAGAGGUAACUUUUUAGCUAGAUUUACAAAAGGGUACUAAACAUAACAAUAUGAAAGCGAUAAAUUAAAGAGCGAGAACACUGAAGUGUGAACAAGUUUUUGAUUCCAUUUAAAAUUUUCCUAGUCUUAACACAAAAUA
This is a messenger RNA of Drosophila persimilis, 5396 nucleotides long. RefSeq lists its product as uncharacterized. The transcript is spliced from 16 exons. Gene Ontology annotation, cellular component: membrane. The coding region runs from base 1 to 4800 and encodes 1599 amino acids. The record is from RefSeq and is a predicted model, not a curated record. Gene Ontology annotation, molecular function: G protein-coupled receptor activity. Lineage: Eukaryota; Metazoa; Arthropoda; Insecta; Diptera; Drosophilidae.